GAAUACCGCACAGUCUUCCGUGUCACGUUCAACAUGGCAGAAUACAGUGCGGACGAAUUGCAGGCACCUGCCUGGUUGGGUGACCAAUUUUUCCGGGAAAUUUUGCAAACAUCGGAAAACGAUCCAUCGAUUGAGAUCUUGCCUGGCUACGAGUUACUUCCAGCGACCCAGGCUGGUGACCACUAUGCCAGUAUCAUGUUCCGCACCUGUGUUCGGUAUCGGUCAAAUCGUACACCCGGUGAGCAUGAGAUGAAUCUGAUCAUCAAAACUCAACCAACGGCUGAAGGAUUCAAGAAGGAAAUUUCCCAAGGCAACGCUCUGUUUGUCAAAGAAAUCAAAAUGUACAGUGAGAUUCUUCCGGCUAUGGUGAAAGUGUUGAAGAGUGUCGGUCAACAUCUGGAGGUUGCCCGAUUGAUUCAUGCUUCGAUUGAGCCACAUGUCGUCAUCGUGAUGGAGAGCUUAACUCCGAAGGGAUGGAUGCCUGGACGAGAUUGCAUUACUAGCUUUGAAGAGGCUCUUCCAACUAUCCGGAAUAUCGCAAGCUUCCACGCUGCUUCGCUUUAUCUUCAUCAAGAGAUUGUGGACCUAUCGUCAAACAGAGCGGAUGAUAUUUUGGCGAAAGGAGUGGUGCUCACUCUUUUCAAGAAGGGAUUCAAUGAAUUCUGUAAAGCUGUCCAGAGAUGGGAUGACUUUGAACCGUACACAAAGCGGUUGAAAGUUCUUUACGAAUCUUUUGAUCAGCGGCUUCGUGAAGUCUACACCCCAAAUCCGGCAACCGUUGGCUACAAUGUACUCAACCAUGCUGACCUCAAUUGGAAAAAUAUUAUGCACAGGAAGAACUCGGACGGCCGCAUCGUAGAUUCGAUGUUGAUCGAUUAUCAGUGCUGCCAUUGGGGUUCGCCAGUCCUUGAUGUGAUGAAUUUACUUGGCUUGGUCAUCGAUAAUCGCACCAAGACGGACUAUCGGAAUGAAAUACUUUACGAGUAUCACAAACAUUUUGCGAUGCUAUUAGCAAAAAUGGGGUUUUCUGGAAAAGUUCCCUCUCUGGUAGAUUUACAAAUGGAACUUCUCCGAUACUGUUUUCUAGAAGUGUUUCAUAUCGCCGUUUUCGAAAAGUACAAAUAUGUGAAGCUCACUGAGACGACAUUUGACAACUAUGAUGAAGGAAAUCCGGACGAUCCCUGCUACAGCAAUGAAGAAUACUGCGGUAUCGUUCGCUCCGAACUGUAUUCGCUGUUAAACAAAGGAUUCCUGGAUAUUAAUUAAUAAUGUUUACAUGAGACCAAUAACAGUACAGUCAUAGAAAAUAUAGGCAACAUAGAAGCAACUGUAAGGUUCAAAGUAGACUUAUUGUGUAUCAACGGCCUUAACAAUCGACG
Armigeres subalbatus is the source of this 1379-nucleotide messenger RNA. RefSeq lists its product as uncharacterized. NCBI's taxonomy places the organism in Eukaryota, Metazoa, Arthropoda, Insecta, Diptera, Culicidae. The coding region runs from base 34 to 1266 and encodes 410 amino acids. The record is from RefSeq and is a predicted model, not a curated record. The transcript is spliced from 4 exons.